Spirodela intermedia is the source of this 2064-nucleotide messenger RNA. The record is from the annotation of a GenBank genome assembly. NCBI's taxonomy places the organism in Eukaryota, Viridiplantae, Streptophyta, Magnoliopsida, Alismatales, Araceae.
AUGUUAUGUUCAGCGGUUGGAAGAAGCGAAGACGGUGUCAAUGAAGCAGAUUCCUUGCAGUUUAGUCUAGAAACAUUAAAGAUUGCUACGACGAACUUCUCUGAUCAGAAUAAGCUUGGUGAAGGAGGGUUUGGUGCUGUCUAUAAGGUAUACCACUAAAUUAAAAGUGAUUUCUUAUUCUCAAGUCAUUGAACCUGAACCUUACCAAACUACUAAUAUGUUCUAAGGUACUUAUCCUUUUGUUUCUCCUUGCACUGUCAUUGAAAUCUACAUGUAAUCUUUGGCAUUAUCAUCUCAGCUAAGACUGUAUCCUCUGAAAAUUUUCAUUGAUCCUUAAUUAACAUUCAUAUCAUUUGUGCAGGGAGUGUUGGAAGAUGGGCAACUUAUAGCAGUAAAGAGACUUCUAACAACUUCUAACCAAGGAAUAGGAGAACUUAAGAAUGAGGUUUCCUUAGUGGCCAAACUUCAACAUCGUAAUUUGGUAAGAUUGAUGGGCUAUUGCUUGCAAGCACAAGAGAAGCUACUAGUAUACGAAUUUCUGCCAAAUAAAAGCCUCGACAAAUUUUUAUUUGGUAUGCUUCUAACAUGUGAUGCUUUCUCCUAUCUUAGUAUUGUCUCAUCAGUUUGUUUUAUCAUUAGCUCCUCACUAUUUAUUUCAUUUAUUUUCACAAAACUUACAUUCAAAUGGUAGUGAUUCAAGACAUGCAGAUUGUAGAUCUAAUCAGAUUGUGUCUGCAUGGUAGAUUCCUUUAGAUCCAAGGAACUGCACUGGGAGAUGAGGGUGAAGAUCAUAGAAGGAAUUGCCCGAGGACUCCUCUAUCUUCAUGAGGAUUCUCGACUGAAGAUUGUUCAUAGAGAUCUUAAAGCUGGCAACAUAUUGUUGGAUGAAGGGAUGAAUCCGAAGAUUUCUGAUUUCGGCCUUGCAAGGCUAUUUGGAAAUGAACAAAGUUAUGGAAACACAAAUCGAAUCGCUGGAACAUAGUAAGUCUGCACAACCGAUACAUGAACAACUCUUCUAUAGUUUAGUAUAUUUCGUACUAUUUUAAUGGUUUCAUAACUUCCAUAUAUAUAUAAUUUUCAACAAAGUGAACCUAAGUAUGGUUUGUCCACAAUUAGAGGAGAUGAGUCUAGAAAAUGAGCUCAAGUUGGAAUGUACUCUAGAUUAGUUAGAUAUCAGAGGAAGCUUUCCUUGGUUGUGGUACCCAUGAAACAGAAACAAGAGAAGGGCAUCUGCAAAGUGUGGUAAAGACGAGUAGCGUUAUAUGUACAAGACACUGACUUCUAUCUGUAGCCACGUAGGAAUCUUUCAUUAUUUCAUACUCACUAACAGUAUCUUUACGGAUGUAGAUUUAAACCAACUUUGCACAAUUGUAUUAUCUUUGUCAAAGAUCAUGAUCAAUGUAAAUUUGAUUACUAUCUAUCAUCCGAAAACUUGACACACAUUAUCUACUGGUGAAAGUGGCUACAUGGCACCAGAGUAUGUGAUGCAUGGGCAAAUCUCUACAAAAUCAGAUGUGUACAGCUUUGGCGUCCUACUUUUGGAAAUAGUGACGGGUAAAAGAUGUGCCGGCUACUAUGGCUCUAAUCCUCCAACUGACCUUAUAAGCUAUGUAAGAAUCAGCAUAACCUUUUAUAUCUACAUUCUGGUUAUCUACUUUGAUGCUCCUUUAUCAUUAGCUUCUCCAUAAUUUUACCUUAUCUGGAAUAUUUCUAUAGAUUUGGCGGCAUUGGGAAGAAGGGAACCCAGUACAAGUGCUCGACGAAGGCAUAGCUGAUGGUUGUUCAGCUGAAGAAGUGUUGAGGCACAUCCACAUUGGACUACUUUGUAUCCAACAUGACCCACUGGAGCGUCCCAGUAUGUCAUUGGUGGUCUUGAUGCUCAGUAGCUACUCAACAUCUCUCCCGGCUGUAUCCCCUCUUUCAAGCUUCACUUACAUGAGCACAGUCACCAAUGGAGACCCAAAAGUGACCAGCACUCCAAUGGGUGGGCCCUCCAUCCCUUUGAACCCAGUCAAUGACAUGUCACCCAUCAACUCAGACAUAACCACAUUAGAGCCUCGCUAG